CCAACCAAUCCGUCAACACUCGUAAACAAAAAUCUAUGAUAAAGCUUCCAUCCUAGUUCCAUCACUUCCCCGCCCCACUGUGCUUACCAUCAUCACAUGAUUCACAUCUCUUCCGGUGGAUUUCAAUCCUUUUAUCACAAAGCCAAGCGACAGAAAAAGGAAGAAGAAUUAAUUACCAUAAUUAGGCCAGGGAGAUUGACUCCAGCGAAGAGACGAACACUCCGAACUACGCAAACCCAAACCAAAAACCCAAGAAAACAGGCUCUUCUGGAACUCCCAAGAUUGUGUGGCUUUUCAAUCCCUUCUCCCAUUGUUUUAGGCCAGAAUGUUGGCCUCAGCGACUCCCACACCCUUCACCUUGAAGCCCUCUGAUGCCCAACGCAAAGUCCCCAAAACCCAUGUGGAAGCUGUUCCAUUUGCAACCAGAAAAGCCAAAAGAAGCGACUUAACAGUCGUUUCCUACGCAACCCAACAUCAUAAUCAUCAAUAUCAUGGCCUCAACUCCAAUUCUCGCUCUAACCGUGCUGUCGUCACAAGAGUCAGCAGUGAUGGUGGUGCUGUUGAUUCUACUCCACAGCACUCUACACCUCCUGAUAUUGAAGCAAUUAAGAGCACUUCUCCUAGUUUUGGUGAUAGUUAUGUGGCCUUGUUUGUCCGAAUGCUUGGGCUGGACUAUGAUCACCUUGAUAGAGAACAGGCAAUAGUGGCUCUCUGGAAAUACUCACUUGGAGGAAAGAAGUAUAUUGAUGCUAUCAUGCAGUUUCCUGGCUGCAUAAAUCUCACUUUAAACCUUCUUAGAUCAGAGUCUACUUCCACUUGUGAAGCAGCUGCAGGCCUUCUACGAUCAAUUUCUUCAGUCAAUUUAUACAGGGAAUUAGUAGCAGAAAGUGGAGCAAUUGAAGAGUUAACUGGCUUGCUGAGCCGACCUUCCUUAAUUCCUGAGGUAAAGGAGCAAAGUAUGUGUACUUUGUGGAACUUGUCUGUAGAUGAGAAGCUUAGAGUGAAAAUUGCGAACAGUGAUAUCCUGCCAUUACUAAUUAAGACCCUUGAUGACGAGGACAUAAAAGUGAAGGAAGCAGCAGGAGGGGUUUUGGCAAAUUUAGCAUUGAGCCACUUUAACCACAACAUGAUGGUUGAAGCAGGAGUUAUACCAAAAUUGGCAAAUAUCUUAAAAACUGAUGUGGAAGGAUCUAAAGUCAUUAGAAAGGAAGCAAGAAAUGCAUUAUUGGAGCUAGCAAAGGAUGAAUAUUACAGAAUUCUUGUCAUAGAGGAAGGUCUGGUUCCUGUUCCCUUGAUUGGUGCAGCUGCAUACAAGUCCUUCAGACCAGGUUUGCAUUCCUGGCCUAGUUUACCAGAUGGUACAAAGAUUGAACAGACUUCUAAAGUUCCUUCUAGAUUUGGUGCCUCUGAAUUACUCCUUGGAUUAAAUAUUGAUGACAAGAAUGUAAACAUGGAGGAGGCCAAGAUGAAAGCAAUAGUUGGGCGGACACAACAGCAAUUUCUUGCUCGUAUUGGAGCUAUAGAAAUGGAGAAUGAAAAUAAAUCUCAAUCUGAAUGCUCCACUGAUCACCGACUUACACUUUUACCAUGGAUGGAUGGCGUGGCUCGAUUAGUUUUGAUUCUUGAACUUGAAGAUGAGUUGGCCAUAUCAAGAGGUGCAGAGUCAAUUGCUGAUGCAUCUAUAAAUGAACAUAUGCGAGUUGCAUUCAAAGAUGCUGGAGCAAUCAAGCAUUUAGUUAGGCUUUUAGGCUAUGCUAAUGAUUCUGUCAGAUUGGCUGUCACUCAAGCUUUGGAGAGGUUGUCUAUCAGCAAUGGUGUCUGCCAGACAAUCGAAGCUGAAGGUGUUAUUGAUCCUUUGGUCAGUAUUGUAAAGCUGUCGCAGACCUCUGAAAGCCUGAUGGAAAAGAGCUUGAAUGUUCUUGCUCGGAUAUUAGACCCUAGUAAAGAGAUGAAAUCAAAGUUUUAUAAUGGACCAGUUAAUGGGUCAAAAAGAGGAUCAGAGUCAGCAAGAAGCCCUGAAGAUUCCACAGUAUUACCUGGAAAUAUUGUAAAAAAAUCCAUAUUGAAAGCAAAUACCAGGGAAGAUGUGCUGGAUACUGCCUUCUUUGCUCGCCUUGUGGAGAUUCUAAAGACCUCAUCCCCAAGUUUACAAAGAAAAGUGGCUUCGAUUCUUGAGUUUGUGGCGAUUAUUGACCCAAGCAUGAACUCAAUCAUUUCAGUAGAUAUUGAAUCAGGUUUGGAUGCUGUUUUCCAACAAAAAGUUCUGAAAGACAUAGAAUCUGAUGCAGAAGGCCAGCAGCCAGAAAAAUAUGCCCUUGAAGUUGAAGAAGCCGGUCUUGCAAUUUCUGCAGCAUCCCGAUUAUUAGCAAAGCUGCUCGACUCUCAGCAUUUUUGCCAAAAGAUAAAUUCCACCCAUUUCACUAAUUUGCUCCGAGAAAUCCUAAAAUCAAACAUACCCCUUAACAAAAAAGAUUGGGUUGCUGCUUCCUUAGUUAAAGUCAGCUCUAUUUCUGGCCGCAACUCUGAGAAUGAGGAUCCAAUCAACAUGGAGGUAACUCUUUAUGAGACCAUCCCAAGACUUUUAGAGAAGAUGAAAACCUCUCUCUCUCAGGAAGUACAGGAAGCUGCAGUAAUGGAGCUCAACAGAAUAAUUUCUGAAGGGGUGGUGGAUUCAACUCGAGCUAUUGCUGCUGAGGGUGGAAUAUUUCCAUUGGUAAAGCUGAUUGAAGAAGGAAGUGAGAGGGCUGUUGAAGCAGGUUUGGCUAUACUGUAUAAUCUAAGCAUGAACAGUGAGAAUCAUUCGGCAAUUAUAGCUGCCGGAGCCGUGCCGGCAUUGAGAAGAAUUGUACUAUCUCAAAGGCCACAGUGGCCACGAGCAAUUCAUUUGUUGAGGACUUUACCUACUUGAUUCUACAAUUAGACCAAGAAAUUGAUAACAGAUAUGUAUUUUUGUAGGAGCAAUUGUACUAUUAUCCUUUUUGCUCAACUCAGAGAACCAACAGGACAGUUAUAUGGACAUCAUAGUGAUAUUAUGCGGUUAAAUACAUGCUACAUUGUCUUGUUUAGCACCUUAAAA
Molecule: messenger RNA, 3076 nt
Organism: Alnus glutinosa
Lineage: Eukaryota; Viridiplantae; Streptophyta; Magnoliopsida; Fagales; Betulaceae
Exons: 9
Coding region: 326-2908 (860 amino acids)
Molecular function (GO): protein binding
Source: RefSeq, a predicted model, not a curated record